This is a messenger RNA of Candoia aspera, 8060 nucleotides long. It is a transcript of the gene MON1B, whose product is annotated as MON1 homolog B, secretory trafficking associated. The record is from RefSeq and is a predicted model, not a curated record. The transcript has 6 exons. Gene Ontology annotation, biological process: vesicle-mediated transport; protein targeting to vacuole. NCBI's taxonomy places the organism in Eukaryota, Metazoa, Chordata, Lepidosauria, Squamata, Candoiidae. The coding region runs from base 96 to 1808 and encodes 570 amino acids. Gene Ontology annotation, cellular component: Mon1-Ccz1 complex.
CGAAUCAGGAAGUGUGGUCGCGGAGUGCUGGGGUUCUGUUCAGCGAUGGGUAUGCGAGCAGCUCCCGGGUCCACGUUGUUGUUUGAGAUGUAGAGAUGGAGAACGAAGACCCUGGCUUACCUUGUAAAGGGGGCAUGGAGCUCCCUGAGCAGAAACGUGGGCUGGAUCCUACAGACAGAUAUGGUGAUGAGUCCUGCCCUUUCUCAGAGAAGCAGGAGGAGGUACCUGCUGCCCCAAAUAAUGGACCCUUGAGUAUGGUAGUUGACAAAGUGAAUGGGCAGGAGUCGCUGAGAGAAGCCCCAGAGGACUUGAGUGACAAAGAUGUGUCUGAUUCAGCCUCAACUGACAACACUUGGGAAGAUUCGAGUGAAUUUCGCCCACAAAUGGUGAUAGGUGAUGGACCAUCAGGAGAGGAGGAGGCAGCAAUACAGUCACGCCUGGCUACAUAUCGAGAUGAAGAUGUGACUGCUGAGAGUUGGCGGGCCCACAGGAAACAUGUCUUCAUUUUAAGUGAGGCUGGGAAACCCAUUUACUCACGUUACGGCAAUGAAGAAGCCCUCAGUUCCACCAUGGGUGUCAUGAUGGCACUGGUGUCAUUCAUCCAAAGUGGGGAUAACUCUAUUCGCUCCAUAUACUCUGAUGAUCAUAAACUGGUUUUUGUGCAGCAGGGCCCCUUGGUACUGGUUUCAGUUUCACAUACCCUACAAUCAGAGCAGCAGCUACGCCAGGAGCUUUUGUACGUCUAUGAUCAGAUCAUCAGCAUGCUUACCCAGGCCAGCAUCACCCGCAUCUUUGAGCGGAAAAAGAACUAUGACCUCCGGCGUCUGUUGACUGGCUCAGAGAAGAUCCUUGACCGUUUGCUGAACCUGGUAGAAUCAGAUCCUUGUUUCCUCCUUGGAGCUGUACGCUGCCUUCCCCUCCCCGCCUCCCUCCGGGAUUCCCUGGGCACUUUGCUCCAGAAAGCCAUCACCCCUAAUCUGGUCUUCUCCAUUUUGGUGGCUCGUAGUCAACUGGUCACCACAGUGCAGGAGAAAACAGUCAUUGAAGAUUGCCGGUUGGAACCUACUGACCUGCACCUGUUGCUCAAUCUCAUUGGGGCAACCUCUGCCUUCCAAACUGGGGAAAUUUGGACACCUAUUUGUUUGCCACGUUUCAACCCUGAUUGUUACUUUUAUGCUUAUAUUUCUUAUUUGGAUUCAGAAUGUACUGUCUGCCUCAUCCUUCUCUCCACGGACAAGGACUCUUUCUAUUCUGUCUCGGACUGCAAGAAACGAAUUGAGGAGGGCAUGAGGACUCAGAACUACCUGCAGGCACUCUCAAGUGGCUUAAAGAGCCCAUCUUAUAGUGUGGGGCUGGUGGGAGUGCCAGAUCUUCGGCACUUUAUGUAUAAACCUCUGGAUAUACCGGAUAAUUACCGACAGCUUCCCCAGUUCACCAGUCCAGAACUGGAGGGACCAUAUUGCAGUGAGAAUGAACGGCACCGACUCUUUGACCUCUACCACUACCUUCAUGGUCGCAUCCACAGUACCUCGCGUCCUCUACGGCUCAUCUACCAUGUAGCUGAAAAGGAGACCUUAUUGGCUUGGGUCACCAGUAAGUUUGAAUUAUAUACAUGUUUCAAUCCUUUGGUGACUAAAGCUGGUGCCAUCAAUGUCUUGACCAAGCUGUUACGUUGGAUAAAGAAGGAAGAAGACCGGCUCUUCAUCCGUUACCCACCCAAGUAUUCCACUACACCUAAUCCUGGCAAAGGAAGCAGGGCCCCCCGAACGGAUGGUCCUGAGAAUGGCUUCUUUGGAGGAGGUCACUAGACCUAGGACUUCCAGUUGCUCUGAAAUGCAUUCUGAACGUGUGCCACCUUACAGAUAGCCCUGGAUGAUGGAACUGUUCUGUGAGCUGGGGAUGCUCCUGGUCUUGUUCUCUAAGCCAGGAUGGGGGAGGUGGAUAUGAGAAGGAUCAGAGCUUGUCAGGCUGAGCUGUGUCCCUUUGUUGGAGAUAAAUUCAGAAAGCUUUAGCCUGAUGUUUUUAAAUAUUUUUUUCCACUUGUAGGGAGGUACUGAGUCUGGGUAGAGAUCCUGAGAUUGACUGGGAAUAGCUAAGGAGGCUUUGGCUGAUACAUCUCUGGAAGUGACACAUAACUGGAAGUUAUGGGAUUUCACAAGGAUUGUGCUUAAAUUACAUUGACGCUUCUGCAGCCUAGUGGGUUUACAUUUCUUUUAGUGAGUGCUUCAUUUUCUCCAUUCAGAUUCCUCUUUCUCCUUAGCAAUUUACUCAUGCUGAAUGCUAUUUCUUUCUCCAGAGUAAAAUCAGGAGGUAGGGAAUCUGGCUUGCUCUGCUUGUCUCAAAGAAUAUUCCAAAUGGGGUAAUAGUGGAAAGACAGCCCCAGUUGGAGACAAAAAAUAAAGUUAUUCUUAGAAAAGUUUGAAAAUACUUGCUGCUUUCUUAUAAACUGCUUGAUUGUCCAUAGUUCUUCUGGAAUGGAUGUCCAUGGCAGAUCUACAGUAGUGAAUGCUGCAGAUUUAUUGGAAGGCUGGCACUUUCAGACAGUGUAAUUUAGUAAGAUGAUUUUCUACAAAGGUAGCUGAUUUGAAUCAUUUUAAUGCAACUUUGGGAGUAAGUCAAAAAACCCAGUUCCAAAGAGUCUUUUAUCCUGGGACUAUCUAGCAGUAUUUUUGAUUAACAUACAUGUUGUAUCUUCAUUUUGUACUAUAAUUACCCUUUGAGUGAGAGAGGCUGCUUCAUCCCUUUGUUUUGAUACCAUGAGAAGGUAUAUAAUGUGUGAUAUGUGGUAUAUAAUGUGUGAAGGGUAUUUUGUAGUCCUUUGAAGAAUUUGAUGUCUGUAUGUAAUCGCUCAAUUUGUACAAUGUAAUUAAUUAUGAUGGAAUUUUGACUUACUUUUUAACGUCUUAAGUUUGAGCCUAACUGGAUUUAAACUGUCCCUUUGCCUUCCAUAACUUUCUUCCUGUCUUCCUUAUCUUCUCUUGCUCUGUUUUUCAUGUUUUAAAAUUCCUACUUGAAUGAUACACUGCUCUUAAAAAGGUUCUUGUAUUUUUCCUAUAUUGAGAUGCCCCUGUUCUCUUUCCCCACUGCAUAACUAGGAAGACACAAAACCCCAUUGUAAACUUACUUUUGGGUUUAGUACUGACACAUAUCUCUCUUCUCAUGUCUGCCAAGUUCAGACUUUGUCUGGAUGUACUAGCAGAUGGGAAAAUGUUCUUGAAAGGUGACACCACUGACAAGCAGUUAAGAGUUGCAUCCUUUCCCUUCCCAAGCAGCUGCUGCUCUGCCAUGCAAAAUGUGUCCUGUAUAAAUUUGCUGCUCUCUUACUGGAUCUUUUUUGUGUUUGUAUCCUUCAUAUUUGUUAAAAAUAAGACUUAGGUUUGGGAGCGUAAUCCUGCCCCUCUGUCCUAUCUUAUGAUGGAGGAGGGGAGAGGUAGUAUUAAUUAUGUGCAUAGUGAGGGAAGACUUAAUUUAACCUGGGAUUCCUGGGUAAGUGUGUUGGUAGUGUUGAACUGAGUAUGAAAUGGAUUUGACCCUCUUUGCCAAUGCUACAGGAAGCGAAGGAAUUACAUUCUUUUGAAGGGUGCAUCUGUUGCUAUUCAGUUCCUUCUCGUGGUGCAGGCUUGCUUCUGGCUGGCAUUUUUUUCUACCCUGAUAAAAGAACAGCACUACUUGUAUGCACCGUAUGGCUGGCUGACGACGAAGGUUUAUAUUUCUAGCUAAGCUGAUACAGUGAGAACUGGAAACUUCUGAUUAAAGUCCAACAAAAUCCAUUUUAGAAUCAGCUCCAUCUUGGCAUGUGUCUGUUCCUUUCUCCAUCUGCUGGUAUGCUCAGCAAAAAAAAUCUCUAUGCAAAGAUCCAACUGCAUUAUUUGAUUCCAGCAAUCCUCUGGGGCAAUGUUGCAAAUAAUAAGGCUGUUUCUUUCAACUGUUAAAACUAAGUCUGUUUUAAUUGUAUGCAAUCUAGGUGAUCAGUUAGUUAAUUUAUUUAAACCUAAUCAAAUCUGGAUAUAUGGAAGAAAGCAAUGACUGUAAAAGAAGGUCAUUUUAAACAUGCCUUUCUUAGCAAGGCAAACUCCUAAAAGUGGCAUUCUUCCUUCUCAUUUAGAAGGGAAAGAGUUUUGACGGUUGCUGCAUUCUGUAAGUACUUGUAGUGUAAGUUCUUGUACUUUUAUACAAGUACUUCUGUAUGUACUUGUAGUCCCUGUGGUUAAAAAAAAGAAAAGAAAAGGAACCUAUUUAAUUGGGAGUGCUUAAUCUAUGCAAAUGAUUUUAAUCAAUUUAAUUAUUUAAUUAACUAGAUAUUGAAGAUGUGCAAAAAGUUUACUAACUUAACGCUUUAUAACGUUAAGUUAUAAGUUAAGUUAUAACGAGGCUGCCUGUUUUUAUGUAGUUUGGCUAAUAAUUAUUUGCUUGAAAGAACCAGGUUUUUUUUAUCUGGAAGAGAUUCCUUCUUAUCAGAUGUAAGAAACAUACAGAGUUUCCCCCCCCUAUCUUCUGUGUUAUAAAAUUUACCUUGAGACUGUACUCAACUGAUAACCAGUGGCAUCAAAAAUAUCAAAGAGAUCCCAUAAGUGGAACUGGAAAUUUAAAAGUUACGUUCUCUUGAACUCUAAAGUUUAGAGAGAGGUAAACUGUAAUUUCUAAACAAUAUUUUUCUGUAACAGUUGAGGAAGAAAAAGGAAAUCUGAAACACUCAACAAAAAACAUAAUGCUAUUGUCAGUGGGCAUUCUGCAUGUUGACUAUGUUUUUCUUCCUUUCCUUAUUUUGUGUCUUUCGUGCAGUUGACUUUGUUCCUUCUGCUGGGCUCAAGAGACAAUUCUGUCCUAUGCAAAUUAGCUGGCAUUAAUGAGUUAUGUGUAGUGUUACAACAUAUACUUCACUGAGAUGUUAAUUUAUUUACUUUUAAAUUAUUAUUAUAUUUAUAAACCUUCUCUUUAGACAAGUAAAGACCAAAGGAAAAGAUGUCCAGGUGGUCUAUAAAUACUAAUUUGAGAAUAUUCGGAAUUCUCAGAGUGAACAAUACACAAAAGAAAGUCUGUCAAAGCUAUGUGGGACAAGGCUGAGGUGCAAUGCUGUCUGCCUAAGGGCUUUUCUCCACUGCUGAGUUAAAAUGCUAUCUGCUAGUCUUUGAGUUGUCAAAAAACUAUAGUAGCGUGAAAUUUUCUCUUCCCAUUGCUGAUCCUGCUGUUACUGAGCAUGUUCCAGGUCAUUGCCAGAUGGUGGUAUCUAAAUUAUACAUACUGUAUGUCAUCAGCUAAUGGGACUUAUGGCACUGUAGUAGAAAUGGGACAGGUCUGACUACGGGAUCCUGUCCACCUUCUUUUGAGCCCUCUUCCUGUACCCUAGUCAGACAUGACACUUUGAAUAAAGUUUUUUUGUUAAAGAUUGGACUCAAAAAGGAAGUUGAGUCAUAAGCAGCAGGAUUUCUCUCCCCUUCUCAUUCUUUCUUUAUGUAGAGAAUAAAUGCUGACUUCUAGAUUCCUUUGUGGACUAUUUGAGAGGCAACUGGAAAGAAUUUGAUCUUGUCAUUUUAGUGUUGCCCUAUUUUAGUGAUUUAUGCUGCUUCAGCCUGGUUUUGUUAACACCAUUCCACAGUUCUGCUGCUUCAGCCUUACUUUAGAGCAGUUGAAAUAUUGACAGUAUUGAGCUGUACCCAGCUCUUUAGAGCUGAUGGCAAAAUAGUGACAGAGGAAGAUGACAGACUGGAGAAGAGGGGGCAUGCUGCAUCCCCCAGAAUUUGCCAGAAGGUGCCACUCUGAUCCCACCCACACUGGUCACCCGAAGGCCUUUCCCCAAUUGCACCUAACCAUGAAACAAACAAGCCACUUUUCUGUUGUGUCCCCAGAGUAUUGCCUUCAUCUCACCCCCAAUUUAUGCUGAGACAAGCUUUACUCAUUCUUAGCUGUACUGCUUAAGCUGACGUUUUCCUUAAGCUGACAACAUCCAACAGCAGCUGCGAUGGGUAUAAAAUUGGUUAUGCUUUGCCUCCCAUUACAUUGGAGAUGAAGCAGGUUUUGAACUCUAAUUUGGACAUUCAUUUGUCACUUUUACUCAAUCUGUUGUCCUGUCUGGAAUAGGGGGAGCGCAACUUAACAUUGCUGAUGGCUGAUCCACUUAAAACUAUACCAAACCUAGCGUGGAAUGGAUAUAUUUGUAUCGCAGAGGUGGGAUGCACUUCAGCCAUGGUUCAUGCCAUUUAGACCUAUCUGGACUCUUUCUGCAUGUCCCCCUUCCUCCAGGGAGUGUGGAGGUGACUUACAUGUUUUUGGAUCUCUCCUGAAAGUGUUGGCUGUUUUCUGUUGUAAGAUGUUGUAUACUUGAAGAGCAUAUUUUGAAAACAGACUUGAAAAACAAGGCCACAUUUUCAAAAGACAUUUUUUUCUUGUCUGGGCUACACAAAGAUAGUCAGAGCUUUUCUCCUAGGUUUCUUUUCUCUUUGUCACAAAACCUGUCAGCAGUUAUCCUGCAGCUGCAGAAUAAAUUAGAUUUCACAUUACCAAUGGAAGAAUAUUAUAUUAUGUGUAGGUGAAAAUUGUGUGUAAUUUUUCAUUACAUUGGAAACUGGAGGCAGGCAAGCCAAUUGUAUUUAAAUCCAGGCAGGAUAAAAAAGUAAUGCGUGGCAAGCUUUGUGGCAUGAAGGGCUUGAGUCCAUAACAUAAAACAAACAUGGGCAAUGUUUUACUGCCCAGAGCUGUACUUUUAUUUUUACCUUUUUCAGCCACUGAGGGCCACGGCGGGGCUGGUGAUAUGGUAAUCUCCCUGGAGGAGGUGGAGCUGCCUUUUUUGUUUUGUUUUUCUAAAAAUGGCCUGGGUAUUCCUUUAAUGCAAAAUAAUGUGUUGUUUUAUGUGUCCCCUCUCCUGAAAUUGCACUGCUGUCAAAUUGUGGGAAUGCUAUGGAGGGGAGGGUGCCUGGGGGCUGCAAAAAUGGGUCUAGGGAUCACAUGUGCAUCCUGACUUAAUACAUUUGGCCUAUUCUAUUCAUUUAGCGUGGGGCACUGCUGGAUUAAUGACUGAGUUUGAGUAUCCAGGGACUGACAGUGAUUUUUAUUUUUAGAAUAAGCUAUGAUCUUUUCUGAUAGAUACAAGUAAUUCAGGCCUUUGGAAUGCUACAGGUAGGCCCAAUAAUGUCUAUUUAUAUAGGAUUUUGUAUAGGUGCUUUCAAUGGCUACCUGAAAGGUCAAGGAAAAUCCUAUAUGCUUGCGUGUCUCUUCUCUCUCUCCUUGUUAUUUACCAAAUGUAUUUCAAGGAGCUGGUGAUGACCAGUAAAGCUGUAAACCUUGUGCUAUGCCAGAAGCAUUUCCACCCGAGAAAUGCUUCUGGCAUAGCACCAAUUGUAAGCCGCCCAGAGUCACAAAUGUGAGAUGAGUGGCUAAUAUAAAUAUAAAUAUAAAUAAAAUAAGUACAUCAUCCAUUGUAAAAUUCUGUAUGUUGGGAGACUUAAAGCCAAGACUCCUUUAAUUUUGGAAGCAGUAUAAUUCAAGUUGGCUUUGUUUGCUCUGGACAGAGCGGGUCUUACAAACUAAUUUCUUCUGAGCUGGGAGGGAUUGACUUGAUUGUUUAAAAAAAUGUCAUCUUUCCUUUUUUGGUGCUAAAUGAAGAGUAAUUCCCAGUCUGUUAUUAAUUCAAACAGCUCCUCAUUUUCCAGAAACAUGUGUUUGACUUUUGUUUCUUGAACUUGAAAAAUGUAACUUUCUAGCAGAUCAUGUUUUCAGUCUUUUUGCUUUUCUUCCAUCUUUUUCCAUUCUCCACACUUUGCUGGACACAGCAUUUCUCUGAUCCUCUUCAGUUGUAUAACCUUCCCUAGGAUCUUGUAUUAGUUACAUAGUGUCUUAGGACGGUUACACUUGACCAUUGUUUUAUUUCCCCCUUUUUGCUGCUUUUGUAUACUAUAGAAAACUUGAUGGAGUGUUGUAAGCAAAGUAUCCUUGGCCCAAUCAGAGCAUUUCUCUUGGACACAGUCUCUGAGGUCUUGAAGGAAGAACUGAGCUCUUGUAAAUAAAUAAUAAAGCUAUGUCAACAGCUACACUUGAAGGAGCCUAAUAAAAUACUGGAGACUUAA